Hippocampus comes (tiger tail seahorse) is the source of this 2727-nucleotide messenger RNA. RefSeq names its product integral membrane protein GPR155-like. The record is from RefSeq and is a predicted model, not a curated record. Gene Ontology annotation, biological process: transmembrane transport; negative regulation of BMP signaling pathway. The transcript has 17 exons. The coding region runs from base 167 to 2674 and encodes 835 amino acids. NCBI's taxonomy places the organism in Eukaryota, Metazoa, Chordata, Actinopteri, Syngnathiformes, Syngnathidae. Gene Ontology annotation, cellular component: membrane.
CGCCUGUCAGUCACUUCCAGCUGUCAGAUUCAGAAAUACCCUACUGCUGUUCUCCCGAAGGAAAUACAGUGAACCUUCACAACGAGCAAGACAUUUCACGGAGAAGAUGGUGAUUUAGAUAACAAGGGGUGUUCAACUCCCUCCUAAGGCAGCUCCGGCCGUCACUAUGGAGACAGGCGGCAGAUAUGUGGUCAUCCACGGGAAGAACAUCUCUCAUGGCUCCCUGACGAUCCCUGGUGGUGGCGCUGGUGCCGGGCCUCAUAUGUCCAUCGAUAAACUGUUCCCUGCCCUGCUCGAGUGCUUUGGCAUUAUCCUGUGUGGAUACAUAGCUGGCAGGGCUGAUGUGAUCACCGAAAACCAAGCAAAGGGUCUGGGCAACUUUGUGUCGAAAUUUGCCCUCCCGGCUCUGCUGUUCAAAAAUAUGGUGCUGUUGGAGUUUGGCGACGUCAUCUGGUCCUUCCUGUGGAGCAUCUUGGUUGCCAAGGUGGCUGUGUUCACCCUGGUGUGUGUUCUCACGCUGAUGGUUGCCAGUCCGGAAAACAGGUACGGCAAAGCCGGACUGUACGCCAUCUUUGCCACACAAAGCAACGACUUUGCCUUGGGCUAUCCCAUAGUGGAUGCUUUGUAUCGGAGCACAUACCCGGAGUACCUGCAGUACAUCUACUUGGUGGCCCCCGUGUCGCUCAUGCUGCUCAAUCCCAUCGGCUUUGCCCUAUGCGAGGUGCAGAGAUGGAGGAGGCGGACCGACCCCCAUGUGGAGCGAAGCACGGCCAGAGUGUUGGGUGUUGUCACUCUACAGGUGUUAAAGAACCCAAUCGUGUUCAUGGUGGUCAUGGGCAUCGUCUCGCAUUUUGCUCUGGGCCAGAGGAUCCCCGACGUGCUGUCCCAGUUCAUCAAUGGCCUAGCCAACUCUUUCGGAGGUGCCGCUUUGUUCUACCUGGGCCUCACCAUGGUUGGACAACUGAGGAAAUUGACGCGUGACGCCGGCGUCGCGUUGAUUCUCCUUAUCACUGCAAAACUUCUGUUGAUGCCGCUGUUCUGCAAAGACAUGAUGGACAUUCUGGACGUGGGCGUCAACAGCACCAGCGCCAACCACACGAGCCUGUCAAACUUUGCCUUCCUCUACGGUGUCUUCCCGACUGCGCCAAGUGUGGCCAUCUACGCUGGACACUACGGGAUGGAGCUGGAGGUGGUGACGUCCGGCAUGGUCAUCAGCACUUUCCUCUCGGCGCCCAUCAUGUACGUCUCAGCCUGGCUGCUGACCAUCCCGCUGAUGGACCCCGCACCUCUGGUGGCCGAGCUUCAGAAUGUCAGCUUCAACAUCAGCAUCAUCUGCCUGCUGACGCUGGUUUGGACCAUAGCUGUGAUGCUGCUCAGUGGGAAAUUCAAGCGUCUUCCUCACCUCUUCGCCUUAAAUCUCUUCUUGGCUCAGUUCCUGGUGUGUGUGAGCAUGAUCCUGUGGAACUUCCUUGCCAAGCAACAGGAUAAUCUGGCGGGCAAAAUGCUGGCCUUUGCGCUGCUCUACGGCUCUCUGUACAGCACGUACAUUUGGACGGGUUUAAUCCCUCUGUGCUUGGCUCUGACCAGCAGAGAUGAUCUGCUCAGACUCCGGCCAGCUAUUUUCAUGAUUCUGGGUUGGGGGGUUCCUUUCUUCAUGGUGGGAGGUCUUUUGAUAGUGGGCCAAAGGACCGACUCCAUCGAUUCUGCCUUCUUCUAUGGAAAGGCUCAGAUUUUCAGCACAGCGGCACUACUGUCAUUCAGCCUGGCGCUGGCUGCCGUUUCUCUGAUGGGCCUCAGCCAAGGCGACCGCCAGCUGAGAGGCUACCACGUCCUGAGCCGGGCGGCGGCGUUACCUGCCUCCAGUGAGGAGCAGCUGAGGACACCUGCUGAUUUGGAAGACCCGCUACCACAACAACAAGAGCAGACAGCGGAACUUUCACCUUCUGUCUGCAGUAUUAAUUCUGACCUCCAUACGUCCCCUCCGCUCCAGUCCAUGCCGGAUAUGAUCACCAGCACGCAGAGGAACCAUGGCAACAGCAUAGGCAGAAAUACAAGUUGUUGUAUUGUAGAUGGCAAUGAUUUCCUGCACGUUUGUGAUUGGAUAUUUGAUGCAAUGUUCUCUGCAGGCCACAUGGGGACGCUGUGCGAUGGGCAGCAGCAGAGUACGUCGUCUUCGGAACAUCUGUUGAAUUUAACGGCACCUGAGCAUCAGCAAGCCGCAGAUGACAAGCAGACAGCCAGACAUGUUCUGCUCUGUCUCUUGCUUAUUGUCAGCCUGCUUGCGAACCUGUCGAGCUGCCUGUGGUGGUUGCUGAACAAAGACCCCGGCCGCUUGUACUUGGAGCUUCAGUUCUUCUGCGCCGUGACCAACUACGGCCAAGGCUUUCUGUCGUUCGGGAUCUUCGGCCUGGACCGUCACCUCAUCCUCCUGCCCUUCAAGAAGAGAUUGUCGGCGUGGUGGGGACGAGACGCUGAACGGGGCGGUUCGGCGGGAGGACCUCGCGAGGAGGUCCGGCUCACGUGCACACAGUUUGUGCGCUACCACAAAGAGCACUGCGUGCAAGGGCUGCUACACGUGCGCAGGUAUGGACCUGUCUGUGGGCAUGCAGGUGCGUGCACGGGUUCCAGAAUGACCUUAUACAGUGCUGUGAAAGAGUAUUCGCCCCCUUCCUGAUUUGUAGUCUUUACAUAUUUAUCACAUCCAAAGGUUUCAGUUCAUCAAACCAA